GCGGAGCAGCUGCUGUAUGAGCACUGGAGGAAAAACAACGCCGAGCUCCGGGAGGUGGAGUCGGAGCUGCACAGAAAGCACGUGGUAGAGGCUUGGGGUGAUCAGCUCAUGCAGAAAACCAAGCGAGAAGCAGCGGAACUUGAAGAGAAAAAACGUUGUGAAAAUGAAUAUGAAACUGCACGAAGGGAAGCGCUGGAAAGAAUGCGACAAGAGGAAGAGAGGCGUCGGCUGGAAGAGAAGAAGCAAGCGGAGACGUUGCUGCGACAAAUAGAAGAGCUGAAAUUACAGGAGACAAAGGCAACAAAGCUGAAAAAAGAACAAGAGAAUUUACUGAAGCAGCAGUGGGAGCUGGAGAACUUGGAAGAAGAAAGGAAACAAAUGGAAGAGCACCGGAAGAAGAAAGAGCUUGGUCGCUUUUUGAGGCAUCAGUGCAACGCCCAGCUAACAAGACGAGCCCAGCAGGUACAAGAGGAGCUGGAGGCAGACAAGCAAAUCUUACUAGCCCUCCUCGAGAAAGAAGAUGAGGAUCAGCGCCGCCAGUCCGCGCAACGAGAACGAGCCGUUGCAGAUGUUGCCUGGAUGAAACGUGUCAUCGAGGAACAGCUCCAGUUAGAAAGGGAGAGGGAGGCAGAGCUGCAGACUCUUUUUAGAGAAGAAGCUAAAAAAGUGUGGGAGAAGAGGGAAGAAGAAUGGGAAAGAGAGAAGGCGGCCAGAGAUCGCCUGAUGAAUGAGGUCCUUGCAGGCCGGCAGCGCCAGAUCCGAGAGAAGAUGGAGUUAAACAGACGAGCCCAAGAAGAGUCUAUAAAGUAUCGAGAGCAGCUGAUUAAAGAACUCGAAGAGGCAAAAGAACUGACGAGGCGCGAGAAGGAGCAGGAGGAGGAGCUGAAGACAGCCCGCAGGCAGGAGCUGGAGGCGCAGCUGACAGAGCGCCGCGUCCAAGAACGGGAGGAGCAGCAGCGCCAGAGGGAGGAGGAAGAAGAGGCGAGGUCAGCCCGGCAGCGCUGCGAGGAGCUGGUGCGGCAGGAGGCCAAGCGCGUGGCUGAGCGAGGCUAUCGCAGCGGGCUCUACGGUUACCCCAAAGCAGCGUGGACCUGAGGAAGGAGCUCGAAAUGCAGUUGCAGACCACAGGAAGAACAUGUUGAAGAAUCGAGGAACUCCUGAAAUACCGGUGGCUUUGGAGCAGCCUGCAGUGAGACUCAACUCCGUAGAUUUCUGAAAACACUCAGCUGAGCACAAAAGCACUGGCUUUGGGGUGGCGGCGGUGUGCGUGUCCUCCGAGGACUGACUGGUGUCGCUGACUCCGCGUGCGGGACGGCUGGUGAUGUAUUUCAGCCCGUGCUGCGGGAAUGUGGCAAAUAACCGGGCCCUUUGGGUCUAACAGCGGACAAAUCCCUGCCCGUCGUAGCCACAGGACGCACCUAGAGGCCCAGAUGGAUUUUGGGAGUUGCCUUGGGUACGAUAGAUAACGUGUGCUGUGGCAGUGGUUCCCAACGUGCCCGGUGCCUCUCCAGAAGGUGCUGAAGACUUCAUUUUUUUAACUUAUUUCAUAAAUAAUGAAUAAUUGCAGCCUGAACCAACUGUUUGUUUCUUUACGUGAGCAAACUGCUGCAAGAGGAGUUGAGUUUGAGGCGGUUAUCGCGCCCGAUCCCUUGCUCUCACCGUAGACAGCCCCAGUUUAAAGUCGGUCCAGGCGCUCCCGCUGGCGCGGUGAGAGCCGCUCAGCACCACAGGCUCCUCUGCCAUCAGAACCUUUUCAGGAGCUUCUCUUUACAGACCCAGCAGUCAAAUAACCCCAAAUGAUUUUGCACACUGAAGGAGUUUUAGCAUUUUAUAGUAAUUCAGUAAACAAAACGAUUAAGUCAAAAUAUUGUACAGACAGAAUGACACUGAUAAAUACAAGUUUUGGAAAAAGGCAAACCAAUUUUUACUUUCCUAUGCAGCAUUUUGUAAAGAAGAGAAGAGAUCUCGUCAGAAAAGAAAACAAACCCACAACCCAGCGUUGUUAUUUCAGGUGUCACAAACCCCCUGCCCCGCAGCGCCUACGAUUCGCGGGCUAACCGAGGGAGGGCUCUCCAGUUCCACGCCGCCCGGUUGUGGGCAGAGCUGACCUAGCGCUGCUGCUUUUUACUGAGCACCUCGGAACGUGCCCUGUCCUGCGUGACAGUCACCCUGGUUCUGGGGUGGCGACGCAGCGCGACCGUACCCAACCCAGAACAACCGUUUGUUGGGAGAAACCAGGCGACCAGAAACGCCGGUUCAGGCGACAGAAGGGGAAAUGGGUGCCGGGUCGGCUGCGUUUUUAUAGCUUGGCCUUCCAACGAGCAAAAUGAUUGAUUUUUGGGAAAAUCUGGAGCUAGCGUAGCUGGAACAAGGGCUUGCAGUUACCAAAGCAUCCGUUUUGGUACAGAGGCAAGUUUAAACAACUGAUAGCUUACACCAUAACUCGGUUACCCUGCUUUGGAAGCUGGGUAAGAUAUGUUAAAGAAAAGCACACAAGGAUGUCCUGAGAGAUUUAAAAAUACCAUCCACUGCCUUUUGAUGAUGCCAAUUUAAGGAAAAGUUCCUAGAGGAUUAUCAAGGUAUUUAAUUGCCAGUAGCAUAAUUUUGAAGUAGGUUUGACAAAUGUCUUUUGGCAGGUCUAAUCCCAGCCUGUCCCCACUCCUGUGAGCUGAGAGACAGCUCUGCAAUUCCAAAUGCAGGAAGGAAAUAAAAACCCCUGCAGUGCAGAGCAUUUAUUGUUCUCCUGGUCGUCACCUACUCUCUCCCUUCCUUCCCUCCCUCCAACCUGUGCCACUCUGAGAAGGGAGCCAACGACAGCAUCCAUGGGCGUUACGGCGCUCGGUGUUUAUAUACAGAUGCAGACACAGCGUGGUUCGAAAAGGAACCGACCCCUGACCUUCAGCUCGGGUGUUCACCUCGCUAUGGCAGUUUUUCACCAGGACGCCCUGAAGAGGUGGGGGCUUUGGCAGGCGGCAUCAGCCGCUUCCGACGCGGAUGUUUCUGUGAGGAGGGUCUAAACGUUCCCAUCCACAGCUGCCCCGCGACAGCCGCUGCUGUUCUGUAACUUUGCUCUUAACUAAAAGACAACAUUAAGUGGCUGCCAGCUGAACUGCCGCGGCCAGCUCCCGGGAAGUGACAACACGCUUCCAAACGGGACACCAGCACAGGCAAACAGUAGUGAUUCCCCCGUCCCCUGCUCCCGCCCUGGAAUUUAGAUUCCCCAAGAACUCUCGCUUUGGAAAGCAUGGACUGACACGGUUUUGUGAACUGUUAUGAAUGAAAAAAAACCCUGAAACACCCACUGACAUUUGCCACCCACCUUCCCUUCUGACCGGCAGCCUGGCCUGGGUUACGCCACAUGUAGGCUGUAACAUUCCGAAGGAUUCGCAGAAAACUUACUAGAUAUGAGAAAUCUUUUCACAUUUGGAUAUGUUGAGGUACAGAGGUUAUGUGCUAUGGCAGCUGCAGCCGCUUUGGCACUGGCACGCAUUCUGACUUCCUUUUCUGCUUUUGAAUUAUCACAGGAAGCUUUAGUGAAAUUGCAUCUUGAGUUACUGAGCAACGCUGCUGCCAACAAGACGGUGCCUUGAAGGUGACAGUAAAAUUCUGUAGGAAACUUAAGAACAAAGUAUUAAACCAGAAACAAAGGAUAAUAUUUUAACCACUAAUGCCCUAAAAUAAUAUCAAACAUAUAUUAAUGGCAUAGUGACAACUAAAGGAAAUGACUAUUAACGUUUCAAAUUCCUUCCAAAACAGAUAAAGUGACAAAGACCUUGUAUAGUUACACGUAAUAAGCUCGGAUGCCCACAACUACUAUUGUUUUAGCUGACUAAAACCAUUAUUGCACAACAGUUGAUAUGGGAACAGAUAAUACUCGGCUCGCGCCCCGUCACCAGGAGUGCGACCCUCUUCCUGCUGGGUAGCAGUUACGGUCCCGGAGCCUUUGGAGCCCGUUUCGCUGCAGGGUUCUCAGCCCAGCAGCAUCAGGGCACGCGAGGCUCCAGGACGGAGAGCGCAGAGGUGCGGUUCUGCCCUCGGAUCCGCGCAGCUGACUUCGGCGGGAGUUUUGCAAGCAAUAUCUGAAAGCAGAACGUGGCCCCGAGGAAACAUCUAGCAAGAGCUCAGUACAACGCUGGUACGUGAUAAUGGCUCAACAGCUAUUUGCAACAUGCUAUUAAUCUGUAACUAAACUGGCAACACAGGCACAAAAUAAGGCAGUGGGUUAAAUUAAUCAUAAAAUUGUUAGAAAACAUGCAAAAAUAAUACUGAGUUUUUAAAAAAAAAAAAAAAAA
Messenger RNA from Egretta garzetta (little egret), 4292 nucleotides. It is a transcript of the gene TCHP, whose product is annotated as trichoplein keratin filament binding. The record is from RefSeq and is a predicted model, not a curated record. Gene Ontology annotation, biological process: apoptotic process. The transcript has 10 exons. Gene Ontology annotation, cellular component: keratin filament. The coding region runs from base 109 to 1095 and encodes 328 amino acids. NCBI's taxonomy places the organism in Eukaryota, Metazoa, Chordata, Aves, Pelecaniformes, Ardeidae.